AUGGUUGUGGUUCCCGCUCUGGGCGCUGCUGCUGUCUCUGUGGGCGGUCUACUCUUCAAGGCAAGUGCCGCCUCCAAGGCAGCCGCCACAGCCGGAGUGGCCGCUGUUGGAGCCUCGAAACUGGGACUUGCCAUUGCCGGGGCAAUUAAACUGGCCACAACGGUGGUGGGUGUCGGCAAAUUGACCAUCCUGCCCUUUCUGAUCGCUGCCAUUGCCUAUUACAACUAUGAUCUAUUUGAUCCCGAGAAUCGUCCAUUUAAUGUUAAGCAAGUGGACUUGGCCUAUGAUUUCAUUAUCAUUGGUGGCGGCUCUGCUGGAACAGUGCUGGCCUCUCGUCUAUCGGAAAUACCACACUGGAAAAUCCUUCUCCUCGAGGCUGGUGGUCAUGAAACUGAAAUAUCAGAUGUCCCAUUGCUCUCAUUAUAUUUGCAUAAAAGCAAAAUGGAUUGGAAAUAUCGCACUCAACCUCAACCAACUGCCUGUCAGGCAAUGAAGGAUAAACGUUGCUGUUGGACGCGCGGCAAAGUCCUUGGAGGAAGUUCUGUAUUGAACACAAUGCUGUAUAUACGAGGCAAUCGACGUGAUUUCGAUCAAUGGGCCGAAUUCGGUAAUCCUGGUUGGUCCUACGAGGAAAUAUUACCAUAUUUCCGUAAAUCAGAGGAUCAGCGUAAUCCCUAUUUAGCACGGAAUAAACGCUAUCACGGCACAGGAGGUCUAUGGACUGUGCAGGAUUCACCUUACAAUACACCAAUUGGUCCAGCCUUUCUGCAAGCCGGCGAGGAGAUGGGCUACGAUAUUGUCGAUGUCAAUGGGGAACAGCAGACGGGCUUUGGCUUCUACCAGUUCAAUAUGCGACGCGGUUCCCGCAGCUCAACAGCCAAAUCGUUUCUGCGUCCAGCGAGACUACGUUCGAAUCUUCAUGUGGCACUUUUCUCACAUGUAACAAAGGUGCUAACAGAUCCGCAUACAAAACGGGCAACAGGUGUGCAAUUCAUACGCGAUGGACGACUACAGAAUGUAUAUGCCACACGAGAGGUCAUACUGGCGGCUGGAGCCAUUGGUUCACCACAUUUGAUGAUGCUCUCUGGUAUUGGGCAUGGCGAGGAGCUGCAACGUGUGGGUAUUCCAUUGGUGCAACAUCUGCCUGGAGUGGGUCAGAAUCUACAGGAUCAUAUAGCAGUGGGUGGGAUUGCCUUCCUAAUCGACUAUCCCAUCUCCAUAGUGAUGAAGCGUAUGGUGAAUGUGAACACUGCUCUGCGUUAUGCCAUAACCGAGGAUGGGCCACUGACAUCGAGCAUUGGCCUGGAGGCAGUUGCAUUUAUCAAUACGAAAUAUGCCAAUGCCAGUGAUGACUGGCCCGACAUGAAUUUCAUGAUGACCUCCGCCUCUGUGAUGUCCGAUGGCGGAUCACAGGUGAAGACGGCGCAUGGCCUCACCGAUGAAUUCUAUCAAGAAGUGUUCGGGGAGGUAAAUAAUCGAGAUGUAUUCGGCGUCUUUCCCAUGAUGCUUAGACCCAAGUCGCGUGGCUACAUCAAAUUGGCCUCGAAGAAUCCUCUGCGUUAUCCAUUGCUGUAUCACAAUUAUCUAACCCAUCCGGACGAUGUCAAUGUAUUGCGUGAAGGCGUUAAAGCAGCCAUUGCCGUUGGCGAGACACAGGCAAUGAAGCGAUUUGGCGCACGUUUCUGGAGUAAGCCUUUACCCAACUGCAAACAUCUCACACUAUUCACGGAUGAUUAUUGGAAUUGCUUUAUACGGCAAUAUACAAUGACCAUUUACCAUAUGAGUGGUACGGCCAAAAUGGGACCACCCAGUGAUCCCUGGGCAGUUGUCGAUCCCCAGCUGAGAGUGUAUGGUGUGCCAGGAUUGCGGGUAAUCGAUGCCAGCAUUAUGCCAGCGAUUACAAAUGGCAAUAUACAUGCUCCCGUCGUGAUGAUUGGCGAAAAGGGUGCCGAUCUCAUCAAGCAAUUGUGGCUAACACCCAGCACAGGACCCCCAUCGAGCCCACCAGUCCAGGCAACCCAAUGGCGCUCCAAGAGAUCCCUAAAUGAUACUUGGACUAGCAUGGAGAAGAAAAAGGUACAUCAAUGGCCUUUGCCAAGCUCAUAG
This is a messenger RNA of Drosophila willistoni, 2106 nucleotides long. RefSeq names its product glucose dehydrogenase [FAD, quinone]. The transcript has 3 exons. Lineage: Eukaryota; Metazoa; Arthropoda; Insecta; Diptera; Drosophilidae. The record is from RefSeq and is a predicted model, not a curated record. Bases 1 to 2106 code for a protein of 701 amino acids. Gene Ontology annotation, molecular function: flavin adenine dinucleotide binding; oxidoreductase activity, acting on CH-OH group of donors.